AUGCAAUUGCUUUGCCUGUUCCUGCUGGUGGCCGGUAGUUCCUGCUGGUGGUUUACCAAAGAGGAUGACAAGAAGGAAAGUGUCACGGAGGAAAUUGUUGGGACAGUGAUUGGAAUAGACCUCGGGACGACCUACUCCUGUGUUGGAGUGUUCAAGAACGGCCGUGUUGAGAUCAUCGCCAAUGAUCAGGGAAACCGCAUCACUCCGUCAUACGUGGCCUUCACUACCGAAGGUGAGAGACUCAUCGGAGACGCUGCAAAGAACCAGCUGACCUCUAACCCCGAGAACACCGUCUUUGAUGCCAAGAGGUUGAUCGGCCGCACAUGGGGCGACUCGACCGUGCAGCAGGACAUUAAAUACUUCCCCUUUAAGGUUAUUGAGAAGAAGAACAAGCCUCACAUCCAGCUGGACAUCGGAUCAGGUCAGAUGAAGACUUUCACCCCUGAGGAAAUCUCUGCUAUGGUUCUGACUAAAAUGAAGGAGACUGCAGAGGCUUACCUGGGAGAGAGGGUCAUACAUGCUGUGGUCACUGUGCCCGCUUAUUUCAAUGAUGCCCAGCGGCAGGCCACCAAAGAUGCAGGAACCAUUGCCGGUCUGAACGUCAUGAGGAUCAUCAGUGAGCCAACCGCCGCUGCCAUCGCUUACGGUCUGGACAAGAGUGAGGGUGAGAAGAACAUCCUGGUGUUUGAUCUGGGCGGAGGCACCUUUGACGUUUCCUUGCUGACCAUCGAUAAGGGCCUUUUUGAGGUGGUGGCCACCAAUGGAGACACUCGCCUCGGUGGUGAAGACUUCGAUCGGCGCGUCAUGGAGCACUUCAUCAAGUUAUACCAGGAUAAAACUGGAGAGGACGUGCGCAAGGACAACCGCGCUGUGCAGAAGCUGCGUCGUGAGGUGGAGAAGGCAAAGAGAGCACUGUCCACCCAGCAUCAGGCUCACAUCGAGAUCGAGUCCUUCUUCAAGGGUGAAGACUUCUCAGAGAUGCUGACCCGCGCCAAGUUUGAGGAGCUCAACAUGGACUUGUUCCGCUCCACCAUGAAGCCAGUGCAGAAGGUUCUGGAAGACUCUGACCUGAAGAAGACCGACAUCGAUGAGAUCGUCCUGGUCGGUGGCUCCACUCGUAUUCCCAAGAUCCAGCAGCUGGUGAAGGAGUUCUUCAAUGGCAAGGAGCCGUCCAGAGGAAUCAACCCGGACGAGGCCGUGGCUUACGGAGCUGCUGUCCAGGCUGGAGUCUUUUCUGGAGAAGAAGACAUUGCGGAGCAAAGACUACAAUUGUUUCCAGGUGAGCGGUCGCUGACCAAGGAUAACAACCUCCUGGGCACGUUUGACCUGGACGGCAUCCCUCCAGCUCCCCGCGGUGUCCCCCAAAUUAAGGUCACCUUCGAGAUUGACGUCAACAGCAUUCUGCGUGUCACCGCAGAGGACAAGGGCACAGGUAACAAGAACAAGAACAUGAUCACAAUCACCAACGACCGGAACCGGCUGACGCCCGAGGACAUCGAGCGCAUGGUGAAGGAGGCCGAGCGCUUUGCUGAUGUGGACAAGAAGUUGAAGGAGCGCAUCGACGCCCGCAACGAGCUGGAGAGCUACUCCUACUCCAUGAAGAACCAGAUUAAGAACAAAGAGAAGCUGGGUGGCAAACUGUCAUCCGGAGACAAGGAGGCCAUCAAGAAGGCCAUCGAGGAGAAGAUUGAGUGGCUGGAGUCUCACCAGGAUGCAGAUCUUGAAGACUUCCAGGACAAGAAGAAGGAGCUGGAGGCAAUUGUGCAGUCCAUCAUAAGCAAGCUGUACAGCAGCGCUGGCGGACCACCACCAAAGGAUGAAGAUGGAAAGGUCGAGUUGUAAAUCGUCCAGAUUCUG
Carassius auratus (goldfish) is the source of this 1857-nucleotide messenger RNA. RefSeq names its product endoplasmic reticulum chaperone BiP-like. The transcript is spliced from 8 exons. Gene Ontology annotation, molecular function: ATP-dependent protein folding chaperone; ATP binding. NCBI's taxonomy places the organism in Eukaryota, Metazoa, Chordata, Actinopteri, Cypriniformes, Cyprinidae. The coding region runs from base 1 to 1842 and encodes 613 amino acids. The record is from RefSeq and is a predicted model, not a curated record.